Molecule: messenger RNA, 5434 nt
Organism: Myripristis murdjan (pinecone soldierfish)
Lineage: Eukaryota; Metazoa; Chordata; Actinopteri; Holocentriformes; Holocentridae
Gene: prkacbb
Product: protein kinase, cAMP-dependent, catalytic, beta b
Exons: 10
Coding region: 2777-3973 (398 amino acids)
Biological process (GO): protein phosphorylation
Cellular component (GO): cytosol; cAMP-dependent protein kinase complex; nucleus
Molecular function (GO): ATP binding; cAMP-dependent protein kinase activity
Source: RefSeq, a predicted model, not a curated record
UUUUGGCACAUUUGCUUGUGUUUUUUUUUCUUCUUUUUUCAAUCGUGUAUUUACAUGUGUGUUGUCGCUUACCAAGCUCCCACAAAGUCGACAGUUAGCCCGCUAACGCACAAACUGGCAAACGACUGACUGUGCUAACUGGCAGCCUCGGUGAGGCAGGGGAGGAGGGCCACCAUCCCCCGCACCUUCAUCCCACCAGCCGAGUAAACAUGAGCAAAUUAGUGGAUCUAAAACAAUCAUGCAACGAGGUGGUUCUGUUUUCUCAUCUCAUCCACAUGUAAGUGUAGUUGACGGCCUAAGUUAGCUAGCAGGGGCAGCGAAGUGGACCCCUUUGGUUGUUGUCAUUGGGAUAUCUUGGCUGUAAUGUUAAGAGGGGGCACUGCCAGCGUGAACCUUGGCAGCCUUUGGAGAGCCAUAAAGCAAAGUGUAGCGUUACAUAGCACGUCGGUGAAUGCACAUUUUGUAAAGCCUGCGGAGGAAAUGACAGGCUGGAUCGCCAGGAAAGUCAAGCUUGUUGACCAGCUAGCCCCGGCUAACGCUAGCUGUGGUGGGGGAUUAGCCCUCACAAGGCCCUGUCACUCCACUGCCUCUUGAUGGUAGCCUCCCUGGCCUGCAUACACACAUACACAUACACACAUACACACACACACACACCGAGCCGUGCAGUCGCUCCCUUUGGAAACCUAUGGCUAAUGGCUAAACAUCUCCAGCUAGCACCAGCGAGCAUCCCAUGCAUCCGACGCUGUGGUGUCAUCCCCAACUAAGAUGAAUAACAACCAAGAACAGGUUUUUUUUUUUUUUUUUUUUUUUUUUACUCUCAUGUUUGAUCUUCUGGCAACAGCCUCUUGUGUUGCAUGCAAACCCAGUUUUAUCUGUUAGACGCAAACUUUGAUGGCGAUCUAAAUUCUGCAGAAAUAAACCGCAAAACCUAUAGGGAGAUGUUAUAAAUGAUUAUUCAUUCCUGCUCGAAGUAUACUGUGUGGGUCUGUUUUCAGCCCUCAGCCCUCACCGCCACAUUUUAUUCUUGCCUACAUAAACAAAGCUUUCCCUCCGUGCAGCAGCACAGUGACCAAAUAUGGUGAGGAAAUGACAAAUGCCCUCUUUCCAUUCAUAAAACUGAGCCCUACUACCAAGUCUUCCCAACAUGCAUGCAAACACUUGGAAGUACCUCCCUCGUUUUUAUUUAGAAGCCUUUUUAAUCUUGCUGUGAUAAAGAUCCACCUAGGCCCACUUCUCACACACUGUUUGUCAUUGACUGGGGCAGCUUGUCAUCAGACCUUCGUCAGAGGAUAAGGGGUAUUACAAGCUUUGAAAGGUUUGACGUAACUCGGCCUAGGCCAGAGUUAAUUUCCAGUUGUAUACUUUGAUGUAUGCAGCCGAUGAUAAAUGAACACCCAGUGUGAUAAAUCAGAAAUUUUUUUGUGUGCCUAGCUGAGUUGCUAACCUUAAGGCAGCGGUUCCCCUCUGCUGUGUCUGCUGAAUUAACUAUGCAGGCUUAAAGUGAAUCGAGCUGUUUGUAUUCUCAAUUUGCAGCCGAAAUAUUCCCGGCACUUGCGCGUACUCCUCUUAAAAAAAAAUGCAGGGGUCUAUCUGUAGUCACGCAGUUUGUUUAAGGUAGUGUCGUUUUAUGAUGCUGUGAAUGUAUUCCUCCGUGAUUUAUUGAGUUACUGAGAGAGACCAGGCGCAGUGAGCGGUGCCAACCCAGAGACACUCAGGGAGACAGAGAUGAUCAGAUCAGCAAUAGCUCCCAUAUGCCAAAGUAUUUCUUUCGAGUGUGGUUAUGAUCCCGAGAUUCCCAGGCUUCGGCUGGCUGUUAAACCCGUUUAAGCUGACACUGUGCCCUGAGCUGCAGAUUUGUCUAGAGUGUAGCUGCUCUCACAAGACGACCUGGUUACCUAUAUAUGGUACCUGUGUGUACUGUGUAUCACUUCCUGUCAGCCACCCUCGCCUUCUGUCAGUGUCCGCUAUGGAAAAGUUAAUACAGUCCGACUUGAGUAGGGAGGUAAACAGUUGUCAUCACACCUGUUUCAUUUCAUUAUGCCCAUGCAUUUCAUUCCAGAAACUAAGGUAACAGGACAGACUACCAUAAUUCUCCCAGGUAAUGCGUUAUUCUCUAUAUUGCCUUCAGGAAGAGCUGGCCAGUUGUGCCAGCCAUGGGACAGUUUCAUUUGUUCUCUCAGGUAUCGGAAAAACCCUUGUGCAAUGUACAUACAGAACAACUUCCUAUUUUUCUCCAGCCAAGAUGGCUUUGAUUGGACUGGAAGUAUGUAGUCACUGUUUAAGUCAUUUCAAUCAGUUUCAUAUAAUUCAUCAUAAUUUCAAAGCCACCUCAGGGAGUGCAGUUUGGGCAUACAAGCCAAGGCUUCCACUUUGAAGUCUCACGAUAUGGUUUGAAUGUCCCCCCCCACCCCCUCAAGUAUUCAGUGUUUGUAAUCAUCUUGAUCUGAACUGAUAUGCACGACCGAAUUUCUGUCACAUGGCAUUUUGACAUACCUGUUCUGUCAAUCUCCGACACUGCCACAGUAGACAGUCAGUCUGCAUUUGAAUUCCUCUAACCACACAAUGUCAACUGUGUUUCAUUUCUUUCUGCUUGUUGUUUUAUUCACUACAUAUUCUUCAUGUUUGUUGUUGAUCUGAUAUACUUGUUGUUAAGUACAUAAAAUCUAUCUAUCUCUCUCUCUGUCUUUUUUCCGUAUCAUCCCAUCCGUGUGGGUGAUUGUUCCUGCAAAUCCUUGGUGGUCAAUAGAGACUUUUGGUAUGAUAUUUCUUCCAAAAGAUGACCAAAAUGGCAGAACGGCAUUGGUCACACUGUGAUAACUUGCUAGAUAUGCUUGCUAGUUUAUUGUGUGCUUUGAUAAUAAAUCAAUGUUUUUGUCAUCCACAUUCUGUCAUUCUGGAUAUCUGCUGUCUGCUGUGUUUCCCAUGUAAUGUUGGUUUGUCCUUGGCUAUCAUUUUAAUGCUGUUGAAAGAGUUUCUAGCCAAAGCCAAAGAAGACUUCUUACGGAAAUGGGAAUGUCCACCACAGAGCACAACGUGCCUAGAUGACUUUGACAGAUUAAAGACCCUGGGCACCGGCUCAUUUGGAAGAGUCAUGCUGGUGAAACAUAAAGGAACAGAGCAAUAUUUUGCCAUGAAAAUACUGGACAAGCAAAAGGUGGUGAAACUCAAGCAGAUAGAACACACAUUAAACGAGAAGAGAAUAUUACAGGCUGUGAGCUUCCCCUUCCUUGUCAAACUUGAAUAUUCAUUCAAGGACAACUCCAAUUUGUACAUGGUGAUGGAGUAUGUUCCAGGGGGAGAAAUGUUCUCACAUCUAAGACGAAUUGGAAGGUUCAGUGAACCACACGCACGGUUUUACGCCGCCCAGAUAGUGCUGACAUUUGAGUACCUCCAUUCACUAGAUCUCAUAUACAGAGAUCUGAAACCUGAGAACCUUCUCAUCGACCAUCACGGCUACAUUCAGGUGACAGACUUUGGAUUUGCCAAGCGGGUAAAAGGCAGGACCUGGACGUUGUGCGGGACACCGGAGUACCUGGCACCAGAAAUCAUUCUCAGCAAAGGCUAUAACAAAGCUGUGGACUGGUGGGCUCUUGGAGUCCUCAUCUAUGAAAUGGCAGCUGGCUACCCUCCAUUCUUUGCAGAUCAACCUAUUCAGAUCUACGAGAAGAUUGUGUCUGGAAAGGUACGAUUCCCCUCCCACUUCAGCUCCGACUUGAAAGAUCUGUUGAGAAACCUGCUGCAGGUGGACCUCACCAAACGUUAUGGCAACCUGAAGAACGGAGUCAACGACAUCAAGGGCCACAAGUGGUUCGCCACAACAGACUGGAUCGCAAUCUACGAGAGGAAGGUUGAAGCCCCAUUCAUACCAAAGUGCAGAGGCCCCGGGGACACCAGCAACUUUGACGACUACGAGGAGGAGGAGAUCCGCGUUUCCUUAACGGAAAAAUGCGCAAAGGAGUUUGCAGAGUUUUAGGAUGCGAGAACAUGGAUAUAUCAGGGCUAAAACACAUGAAAUAAGGGGAUCUUUGCACUCUUCUAAAGACUUGGGAUGGAGCAGAGACCAUCAUUUUUCAGAUCUACUACAUAGUCCCUUCAUUCCACAAGGCUGAAUGAGGUCGCCAUGAUCCUUGGGUGCCGAUAACCUCUCACUGUCACAUACACCUGCGUAUUAUAGCAGACACAUCACUUUUUAUUUAUUUUUAUUUUUUUUUUUUUACUUACCCACUUCUUUUUUAUAGUCUUGGAUGUUGUGCUCCCCCUUUAAAAUGUGAUUUUUUUUUUCUUUUCAGUUUCUGAGGAAAAACUGAGACAAUGGCCAAUAUUAGUCCACACUUUGUAACUGAUAUGUCUGUGGCGGUAUGACACACAGUUGUGUGGGUUGUAGGAUAUUGCCUCUAGUCGUCAACGGUGUAUAUUUAUGGUCUGUUACAGGUCCACAUUACAUUGGCUAUUGUAAAGUUUUGGCCGGCUUUCAGAAGUAGUACUUGUCCUCUGUGCAUAUCUGUCAAUUUGUAAGACAUUUGAACACAAUGAGUGUUUCAAGCAUGACCAAAUAGAAAACAUUGGGUGACACAAGAAGAGAGGUUCUUUCCUUUCUUUGCUUUUGCCUUAGAGAGCCAAGUCCUCAGACUCCACAAGACAUCCAUUCACUGUCGUCUUGGUAUUCUGAUCCAGUCACAGCAAGCCCUCGCAGAAAAUGACAAACCUUGUUACAGUAGUAAAAUGCAAAUCUAGUUGUUUGUUUGAUCCAUUUGGAUCUGUUAGUUACAUGUAAAAUUUGUCAUUUUGGUAUCUCAGUAUUUUUUUUUAUUUAUUUUUUUUUGAAUUUUUUUUUUUUUUGUUGCUGUGUCUAACAUUAUAUUCACAUUGUCCCUAGCUUUCAGGUCUGCUGAUAAGGACCCUUUGGUAAGAGUUUGUGGAGCAAUGUGACUCCAGUAAAUGGGAGAGUGAAUUAAAAUCCUUUUUAGGAUUUUUAUAGAGUGUAAUGUAAAGUCGAUCACUUCAAUGUGAAUAUCGUUGUGGCUUUGUGCCUCAGCAUUGUUAGUGAAACCUUAAAAAAAAAAAAAAAGACGUACACAAUUUAUAAUAAUAUAUUGAUGCAAAGAUGUUUUGAAGUCUUCUGUAACAGGAACACAAAACUGCAAAUUUUCCCAUAUUUUCCCCGUUGCCGUCCCUAAACAGUUUUUAUUUCAUUCUUAUCAAAGAAUGUAGAUUUGCAACUUAUAGGUAUGCAUAUUUGAAAAGCUUGAUUUUCCAAGGUACAUUUUUUUUUCCCUCACAAUACACUGGCUGAAAACAAGACCGCUCCUUUGUAUCACAUGUAACCCAAGUUAUUGUUCAGCUCAUUACAUUAUACGUAUAUGCAUUGUUUCAUAUAUGUUUUUAUUUAUACACAUUAGAGAUGCUAAUAAAUUUUAUUUUUAAAAGUGUCAAA